AUGCAUCAGCUGUCUGUGACCUCCGUGUUCAUCUGUCUGUGGCUGCUGGAGCGCUGUCAUGGCAACAGUAGCUUGGGCAACAGCCUCAAUGAUCUACACACACAGUUUGGCGUCAGCCUCUACCAAACACUCACAGAGACGGAGAACAACUCCAACCUGAUCGUGUCUCCAGCCAGUGUCUCGUUGUGUCUGGGUCUUCUGCAGCUCGGAGCCAGGGGAAACACUCUAGCACAACUUGAGGGAACUCUGGGAUAUGACAUGAACGAUGCUCGAGUGCAGGACAUUCUGUCUCGGCCACAAGGAGACCUGGAUAAAUCCAGCGAGGGGGUGCGGCUUCUGCUUGCCAAUGCCUUAUUUGUCCAGAGCGGUGUGAAACUCCUGCCAGAAUUUACCCAGCAUGCCUUGGAAUGGGGUAACAGUAGUCUACUAAGUGUAAACUUCAGUAAUCCAAACCACACUCGUAGUCGGCUACAGCAAUGGACAAGUUCCCAGAGUAAAGCUGAUGAGCAUCUCCAGACAAGAGAAGAGCAGCUUCAGUCCAGUGAGGCCCAGGAAGAGGCCUCCAGCCACAGUUUACUGCACAUGGCUCUUCUGAGCACAGUGGUAUUUCAAGGUGCCUGGCAGAAACAAUUCCUCUUCACUGACACUCAAAACUUGCCCUUCAGCCUCUCAGACGGCAGAACAGUCAAAGUCCCGAUGAUGUACCAGUCAACCGAAGUCAAUAAUGGGCAUUUCCGCCUGCCUUCAAAGCAUGCGUACACAGUGUUGGAGCUUCCCUACCUGGAUCGCUCACUCAGGCUACUGGUGGCCUUACCUAGUGACCGAAAAACCCCUCUGUCCCAGCUGGAAAAGCAGCUCACUGCCCGUGCUGUGGGACUGUGGGAUACUGGAUUAAGACGCACUAAGAUAGAUAUAUUUCUGCCCAGUCUCUCGGUAUCUCUGACGUCUUCAGUCCCUCAGCUGCUGAUCUUAGAGGCAUCUCAGGUUCAUUGCUGUUUAUAGGUCGAGUUCUGAAUCCAGCCGAGAUGUCUUGAGAUGAUACAUGCAAUCACAACUGCUUCAAA
This is a messenger RNA of Carassius carassius (crucian carp), 1064 nucleotides long. RefSeq names its product probable serpin E3. The transcript has 6 exons. Gene Ontology annotation, biological process: negative regulation of endopeptidase activity. The record is from RefSeq and is a predicted model, not a curated record. NCBI's taxonomy places the organism in Eukaryota, Metazoa, Chordata, Actinopteri, Cypriniformes, Cyprinidae. Bases 1 to 1002 code for a protein of 333 amino acids. Gene Ontology annotation, molecular function: serine-type endopeptidase inhibitor activity.